Molecule: messenger RNA, 967 nt
Organism: Paramisgurnus dabryanus
Lineage: Eukaryota; Metazoa; Chordata; Actinopteri; Cypriniformes; Cobitidae
Source: RefSeq, a predicted model, not a curated record
CAGCUUCAUCACAUUAUUAUAUUCAUACCUGAUCUUCAUUCGUUGUGCAUCUGAGCAUUGAGACUAAAUCAGGAUGUUGACCACUGCAGCUCUUAUUCUCAUUGUCACCAGUAAAGUUGUCCUAGGAUGGGAUGACAGACAAGCUGUUAAAGGACAUAUAUAUCCAUUGAAUAUGUCAGAGAAUUCAGUUGAUGAUCGGUAUGAUGGUUGUACAGACAAGAUGGAAAACUUGGUGGAUGCCAAAUAUCUAAACAAAGAAAUCACUGCUAACAUAUCAGGCUUUGGAGAAGCUUGGAAAAACAGUGAAAAAAAGAUCACUGGACAAAAAGACAAUCUGAAAGAAAAACAUUUAAUUGCCAUUUCUGUGUAUACUGGUAAUAUAGUAUAUAGUCAAUUUAAUCAGGAUGUUAGGAUCGGUAAACAGAAAUACAAAAACAAGAUAUACAAAUGGUAUUCACUUCAUUUUUGGUUGACACAAGCAAUACAGACUAUAAAAAAAACACAAACUGGAUGCAAGUCAACUUAUCGUGGUACCAAUGUUACAUUUAAUGGUGUCAAGAACAAAAAAAUUCGUUUUGGCUUAUUUGCCUCCUCCUCUCUUGAUCGUAAAGUAACAACUCGUUUCGGAAAUGAAUCUUGUUUUGAAAUCGAGACUUGUCACGGUGCUGAUGUGUCAAAAUACUCCCAGAGACCUGAAGAGAAAGAGGUGUUGAUUCCCCCGUAUGAAACAUUUAAAAUGACUGAUAUCAGGACAGGUCAGAAGGGUGACUGGUGUAAGACUGUGUUUGUGUUGAAUAGCACUGGUAUAAAAAGUACCUUAAACUGUGCAGUGGCAUCAGUCAAGCCCAAGAAAUAUCACAAUGUCAUUAUCUCUGACUGAUCAGCAUUUAAUUUUUUUUCCUUUGAUAUAUUAAGCAUGCUCUCAGGAUUGCAGCUUUAACAAUGACCCAAAUGAAAGCAGAAUUAA